Messenger RNA from Xiphophorus maculatus (southern platyfish), 761 nucleotides. RefSeq names its product histone H4. Gene Ontology annotation, cellular component: nucleosome. Gene Ontology annotation, molecular function: DNA binding; structural constituent of chromatin; protein heterodimerization activity. The transcript has a single exon. Gene Ontology annotation, biological process: nucleosome assembly. Bases 160 to 471 code for a protein of 103 amino acids. Lineage: Eukaryota; Metazoa; Chordata; Actinopteri; Cyprinodontiformes; Poeciliidae. The record is from RefSeq and is a predicted model, not a curated record.
AGUUCAAUUAUUGCUUUUAAAAAGAACGUUCUCAAUCUGGCUUGUAGGAGGAGCUGCUGAGCUCGGCUCCUCAUAGGUCCGCAGCUCACACAUAAAAAGCGACGCUCCGCAGCUCGCGCUCACAUUCGUCUUUGUGUUUCCACAGAAGAAGAAAACAAAAUGAGCGGCAGAGGAAAAGGAGGCAAAGGUCUCGGUAAAGGAGGCGCCAAGCGGCACCGUAAAGUUCUCCGCGAUAACAUCCAGGGAAUCACCAAGCCCGCUAUCCGCCGUCUGGCUCGCCGCGGGGGAGUCAAGCGGAUCUCCGGUCUCAUCUACGAGGAGACCCGCGGUGUGCUCAAGGUCUUCCUGGAGAACGUCAUCCGUGACGCCGUCACGUACACCGAGCACGCCAAGAGGAAGACCGUCACCGCCAUGGACGUGGUGUACGCUCUGAAGAGGCAGGGCCGCACUCUGUACGGCUUCGGGGGUUAAACCGACAACUUUGCUCACUCGACCAAACAAAGGCCCUUUUCAGGGCCAAACACUGAUCGGAUCAUGAGCUGAAUUCCUGUCUGAUGCAACCAAAUCUCUCCAUAAGCGACCUAUGAGUGUAAAAAUGUAUCUAUAUUAAUAUUAAUCUGACAAAACAAAGAAUUAUAGCUGCUUGUUCACACAAAAUGUAAAAAGUUUUGUUUCCACUGAUUUUUCUUACUGAAGGUUUGAUGGUUAAACUGGCAAUACAUGAACUCAUUAGACUAUUCUGCUUUAUCAGUGAAUCCACA